This is a messenger RNA of Tilletiopsis washingtonensis, 2761 nucleotides long. Its product is annotated as P-loop containing nucleoside triphosphate hydrolase protein. Gene Ontology annotation, molecular function: ATP binding; DNA binding; ATP hydrolysis activity. The record is from RefSeq and is a predicted model, not a curated record. The transcript has 13 exons. NCBI's taxonomy places the organism in Eukaryota, Fungi, Basidiomycota, Exobasidiomycetes, Entylomatales. Gene Ontology annotation, biological process: DNA-templated DNA replication; DNA repair; regulation of DNA repair. Gene Ontology annotation, cellular component: nucleus. The coding region runs from base 78 to 2672 and encodes 864 amino acids.
UCUCCACCUCAUCCCCUCAUACCCUUUCCUCUCCGCUCGCCCGCUGCCCUCGAGCAGCUCGGGCGCGCCUGGCAGUCAUGUCUCAACGGCCAGCGGCGAUAGCGCCCAAGCUCGUUUCGUGCCCCUCAUGCUCGCGCCCUCAGCCGAUGGCCACGCUCAACGUGCAUCUCGAUGCCUGUCUCGCUGCGCCUUCUUCUCCGCCUUCUUCUACGCUGCAGCCUUCGACCUCCGCAGCGCACGCAUCAAGUAGCACUGCCAAAGUGGAGAACGGUGAUGCAGAGACGAGCGCAACGCAGCAGCCUCGAACGCCGGGCCAAGGCGUGACGAGGACAGCGCCCAUGUUCAUGCGUCGCGACCGCGAGGCGCAGCCGGAGAUGAAGCGUCGACGCACUGGCACGAGCGACGCUCCGGCUGCAGCUGCAACGCCUAUGGCUGGCCCGAGCUCCGCCGGCCCCAGUGGUGCCGGACCCAGUGGCUCGCCCUCCACCCCUGCGGCCAGACUGCAGCCGCCCAUGCUCGGUGGAGGAGGAGGAGGAGGAGGGCCCAGCAUGAAGGAACGACUGGAGGCGCUCAAGCCUCUAGCAGAGCGUAUGCGGCCCAAGACGCUGGCUGAGUUCGUGCAAGACAUCCUCUCCGGGCCGCUUCGCGCAUUGCAUGAGAGUGGGAGGAUGUGUAGUUGCAUCUUGUGGGGUCCGCCGGGGAGCGGCAAAACGACGUUAGCGCGCAUCCUUUCGCACCCUCCGUCCCCCUCAGGGGCAGCGAGCGGUGCCUCGAGCUCAAGCUCAGCGGCAGCUCGAAUGGUCGAGCUCAGUGCGACCUCAGUCGGCGCAGUCGAGCUCCGGAAACACCUUGAUGAGGCGGUGAAUCGUCUGCGCUUGACGGGGGAAAGGACGGUGCUGUUCGUUGAUGAGAUCCAGAGAUGGUCUCGAGCCGUGCAAGACGUCCUUCUCCCCUCCUUGGAGCGCGGGCACAUCCUCCUGCUCGGCGCCACGACCGAGAAUCCCUCCUUCCGCUUGGCACCGGCCCUGCUCAGUCGUCUGCGCGUGUUCGUGCUCAAGAAGCUCGAGCGCGAAGAUGUGGAGCUGCUCUUGAGACGCGCAAGGGAGAAGGCGAGGGAGUGGGGGUGGAAGGGAGAGGUGCAAGAGGAGCUCUUGCAGUGGAUUGCGGGCAUGGCGGAUGGUGAUGCUAGGACGGCACUUAAUACCCUCGAGUUGGCGCUCGCGAGUACCGCUACCUCUGCCGAUGCCGACGCCGAUGCUUCUGCGCCUUCCAACGGCGCCGGCAACGAUGGCAGAGGCGUCAUCGCCGGCGGCGAGCCGACCGAGGCAAAGCCAGAAGCGUCAACAGAUCGGCUAGCGCAGCUCAAGACUGCACUGCGAAGGAGUGCACUGCUGUAUGAUCGCACUGGCGACAUGCAUUAUGACACGAUCUCGGCGCUGCACAAGUCGAUCCGUGGAAGUGAUGCACAGGCGGCCGUGUAUUGGUUGAUGCGCAUGGUGGAGGCAGGCGACGAUGCACUUUUCAUUGCGCGGCGUCUCAUCGUCGCUGCGUCCGAGGACUGUUCUGGCACGCCAGAUGCACUGCACAUGGCCGUCUCGACAUAUCAGGCUUGUCAAGUCGUCGGUCUGCCCGAGUGCGCAGAGAACCUGACGCACUGCGUCGUCUUCCUUGCCGAGGCAAAGAAGAGCACGAGGGCGUAUCGCGCCAUGAAAAAGGCGCAGGCUUUAGUGAGGGAGAGCGAGAAUUAUCCGGUUCCACUGCACAUCCGAAAUGCGCCGACCAAGCUGAUGCGCGAACUGGAGUACGGCAAGGAGUAUCGCUAUGAGCCAUCGUUUGCUCAUCCAGUGCAUCAAGAAUUCUUCCCUCCGGCACUGCGCUCUACUCGCCUGCUCUCCCCGCCGCCGUCGUCGACUUCCUCCACGAAUGCCCCGACUUCUCACGCCGCUGCGCUCGAUGCGACAGCACCACAGGCUCUCGCAAGCGGCGCACUGGCAGCCGUGCCGCCCCAGCCACGCUGGACGCCAUCGCAGCCGGCCGAGGCGGCGGCGGAGCAACGCCUGGCGCCGAGCGAUGGCGUUGGGCCAGGCGCGUGUCAGCGGGUCUGGCAGAUCGGCGCACGUGCGGUGGAUCUUGAUCUGCUCGAUGAGUGGGAGCGGGAAAGGAAUGAGGGCAAGCCGUGGGAGGGGAGAAAGGGGUUGAUGCGUGCGCUUGGACUCGAGGAAGGGCAGGAGGACGAGCUGAUGGAGGAACCGAACGUGCAAGUCGACUCGAGGGAUGCGCCUGAGAGCGACGCGAAGCCGGAACCGGUCGACAAGUCGACGCAGACGACGCCAGCGCCUCAGCACGAUGCUUCGACCGCGACCGAGCCUCUCCCCGAGCCUGGUUCUUCACGAGGAGGGGACAACGCUACGGCCACAGCAAGCACAGCCCAACCCGCCGAGACCGCGCCUGCGGUCCCGCGCCGCCGCGCAGGUCGCUUCCGCGAGACGGUGCAGGUGUGGGAUCCCAGCCGGCUGCUGGCUCCCACAGACGGCGGCGCUGCACCGGCACACGCAGUCGUGCUGCUUAACGUCCCGCUGCACGUCGAUCACCUGCGCACGUUUGAGCAUCUCUGGAACGGCGCAUCGUACCGCCGCGGAAGCGGCGUCGGAUCCGCACGCCAUCGUCGGUGAUCUCGACAGUCUCCGGCCCGCCGUGCGGCACUUCUUCGAAGCGCGCGGCGUCAGCAUUCUCGAGCGUCCGUCGCAGUACGCGACGGAUC